AUGGCUGAAUUACCUAGCGGCUCAAAUCCUGCAACUACGAGAGAAAAUGAAUCAAAAGCCAAGGAGGCAGAACGUGAUCCUACACAUAGCUUAGAGAGGAAGAGCUCUCUCAAAGCUCCUUGCAUGAACAGUCCUGCAAGCAAAUCAACAACAUACACCGAGGCUAACGGAUUUUGGCCAAAACUCGCACAGGCAUGCGAGUUAAUCGACGGGGCACACCUCCGUCAAUUAGAGACCGAGCGUCGGUUGGCCCUUCGCGGCUGGACCAACGCAGAUAUACGGGAUCACUGGACCAACGACCAGUUCCGCUCGGCUUGGACCGAGUGGAUCUUUGGGUCCAAGCCCGCAACAGAGGAAGAUUGGGCGGAUAUCGAAUCCGUCCUCACAUCGAUCGUUUUAGAAGGGGGACUCGGCGCCAGCGAACUCGAAUAG
Molecule: messenger RNA, 432 nt
Organism: Rhizoctonia solani
Lineage: Eukaryota; Fungi; Basidiomycota; Agaricomycetes; Cantharellales; Ceratobasidiaceae
Exons: 5
Coding region: 1-432 (143 amino acids)
Source: RefSeq, a predicted model, not a curated record